This is a messenger RNA of Cordyceps militaris CM01, 162 nucleotides long. RefSeq lists its product as uncharacterized. The record is from RefSeq and is a predicted model, not a curated record. The coding region runs from base 1 to 162 and encodes 53 amino acids. The transcript is spliced from 2 exons. NCBI's taxonomy places the organism in Eukaryota, Fungi, Ascomycota, Sordariomycetes, Hypocreales, Cordycipitaceae.
AUGACAGGGCUCGUCUCAAAACUCAGCAAAGGUAUUGACUGUACCUCCGUAGGCCACUCAGCACGCGGAGGUUUGUGGGCGGCUCUAGAGAGAUUCAGCAGGUAUAUCGUGGAAGUUCAGAGGUUGGCGGGCUCAUUUUCAGACUUUUCGCGAUACUAUUGA